This is a messenger RNA of Owenia fusiformis, 2060 nucleotides long. The record is from the annotation of a GenBank genome assembly. NCBI's taxonomy places the organism in Eukaryota, Metazoa, Annelida, Polychaeta, Sabellida, Oweniidae.
GGUGAAUUGUCCAUGCCGAAAGUGAUUUUGACACAAACACAGAAUUGUCGGAAAAGACCUAGAAAUAUAGAAGAGAAGACAGAUAAUAUAAAGACAGUAGAGAUCUGCUCUCAGGAAAACCCAGUGAUUCUAGCCAACUUCCAGAAUGGCUCUCUUGAGAAGUUUGAUAAUGUCACAUUCAGCCUAUUUGAAAAAACGAACUCCAAGGAAGAGAAAGCUUUGGUUGCAGAGACAGACAGGUUGAGUUAUGUUGGCUACAGCAGACUUCAUGAAGACAAAAACUACAAGUAUGCAGUUGCAGUGUUAGAUAAGAACAGCUCUAAGGUGCAGAUUCAUGAGGCCCGCAUCACUCAAAUGCAGCCUUGUAUCCAUGGUGAUGAAUCCAUUGAUGAUGUUACAGAUUCUGGAACAUCUUUUGUCCAAAAGAAUGAUUCUCUAACAAGUGUUUUUGGGAGCACAAAACGUAAACGUGCAAUGCAAUCAAGAUUAAACAACAAACUAGGAGAAAAAGUAUUGGACCAGUCUGUAGGAAAAGCUGCCCAAAACAUGAUAACUGGGUCACCAUCUCUUGUUCAAAAUUUAAUAACUCCUGUUAAACAUGAGGAGAUUACUGCCUCUGUCAUCCCACCGUUUGACAGAUCUGCCACCAGAGCCUGUGAUGUAUACCUUCUGGAGGAUGUUGUGCCAGAUAACGUGCUGUACAGUUUGUCCAGUGAAGCCCAUACUUUAGCAGAUGCUCAGCCAGGACAGAUAGCCCAGUGGACUACAGAGGCAAAAUAUCCAAGCUUCGUGCUGAGGAACUUGAAGGCUCUGCCUGUUGAAACAGGAGCCAGAAUACACCGGGCUCAGUGCCUUUUAUACUACCACUACCUCAUCAUUCUCUAUAACCUAAAGUAUUCCCAGUACAGAAAGAAAGAUGCUUUGCCAGCUGAGUGCCCCAUAGCAGUAAAGGGUCAUUUGUAUGAGAUGUUCACAUUGUCAACUGAAGACCAUAAUGGCAAGAAGACUAGAACGAUUCCUCUGAAGUUGAAAGACAAGAUUGUAUGUUAUAUCAUCGUGCUAGCCCUACAUAUUGAGCAGUUCCAUCUUGGCCUAGCGGAAAUCAUGAAAGAUGUCAAGCUAAGUGUCAAUAAGUGCAUACAGCAUUGUAGAGCCCUUGGAUGUAAAGUUAACAGUAAGAAAGGAGACAAAACUACUCAGUCAUAUUACCUAACACUACCUGUGCCACUCACAUUUCCUACCAUGGCUAAACAAAAGGGCAAACGAUAAAUAAAGUGCAAUGUUGCUGGACAAAAUCAUAAGGGGAUUUUCUGGAUUAGCAUUCUGCAGGUCAUUUCCUGGAUGGUGUCUUUAUGCUCAGCAUGGAUAAUGUUCUCUGAAAUAGGUUUAUAUGGAGAUCUAAAAAUGGGUCUAUGGAGGGUGUAGACUCUGUAUAUACUUUCUGGAAGACACACUCCACAUAAAAGAGGAUGGAUACUUGUUAUAUAUCUGGUCUAGAUGGGAAUCUACUCUAUGAAGAACACUCUUCUGAGGAUGACCUCUCUUGUAUGAUGCUUUCAGGCGGAUAUAUUCCAUAAGGAGGGUUAAAUCUUGAGGAUAUGUUACAUACAGUCAUUCUUUAAGACAAAUAUGACAAAAAUGUAUUGUUGGAAACAUAAUUAAAAAAAUUUUUUUCAAUAUACAUUAUAUAAUAAGGAAUCACAAACAACAUUGUUUGAUGGUUGGACUUAUCUUUUGUAAAAUACAAUACAUAACAGCAUUAAUUGUUUAAACAAGAGUACAAUCUACAACGAUCUGUAAAUAAGUAAAAAUAGCAAGAAAUUCAUAAUUAUAUUACCUGAGUUUAGGCCAAUGGGAGUUUCUUUAAAAAAAGGGUGUAUUAAAAAAUUCCCCUUUAUAAAGAGCCAUUCAUUUUGGGAACUUUCCAAUUAAGCUCAGUGGGCAAAAACAUUUGAGAAAGGGAUUUGAAUUGCUUAGAACAAUAUAAUACAUACAUGUAUGGUUAUGAGUGAUUACUGUCGUUCGAGAACUCUUUAAAAUAAUAGAUAAAAAUAAUUAAA